CUUUGAGAAAGUUGGGGGUCCAAACACAACGAACAACAACGGGCAUCAGCCACUAGUGUCAGAGCCACGGAGCUUGCCCAAUUUAAAGACCCAAAAGAAAAAGCAAGACCUCAAGGGCAAUCAAACGAGAGGCUAGAAAGAGGCAUACGGCUCGGGGCUCGCUCAUCCUACAACUAAUCUAGUCAAAAGAGACCCCCAGCGCACUACAAACAGCACGCCUGUCGUUCCCCGUCAACUGCUUAACAUCAUCAGAAUAUGACAAGACAAGAUGGGAAUCGAGA
Messenger RNA from Amoebophrya sp. A25, 281 nucleotides. The record is from the annotation of a GenBank genome assembly. Lineage: Eukaryota; Dinophyceae; Syndiniales; Amoebophryaceae.